This is a messenger RNA of Benincasa hispida (wax gourd), 2053 nucleotides long. RefSeq names its product ARF-GAP domain 5 (gene AGD5). The record is from RefSeq and is a predicted model, not a curated record. Lineage: Eukaryota; Viridiplantae; Streptophyta; Magnoliopsida; Cucurbitales; Cucurbitaceae. Gene Ontology annotation, molecular function: GTPase activator activity.
CUUUUCGGUCUCAAAAUAAUCAAAACGAAGGGUUAGAGAGAGAAACAAAACCCCGAAACCAAAAAAAACAAACAAACAAACAAAGGCAGGCUAGAGAGAGAAACAAUCCUCAAGAGAAGAGAGAGAGGAGAGAGAAAAGUGUGUUGAAAGACCAAUCUGACCUCCGUGUCCGGCUGCUUCUUCUUCCUCCUUCUCCUCCUCCUCUCUCUUCCGCCUCUCCCUGUGUUCCACCAUGAAUGAGAAGGCCAACGUUACCAAGGAGCUUAACGCCCGCCACAGAAAGAUAUUAGAAGGGCUUCUUAAGCUGCCAGAAAAUAGGGAGUGUGCUGAUUGCAAAGCUAAGGGACCACGAUGGGCUAGUGUUAAUUUAGGCAUUUUUAUAUGUAUGCAAUGUUCUGGGAUCCACAGAAGUCUUGGUGUUCACAUAUCAAAGGUACGGUCUGCUACCUUGGAUACCUGGCUUCCAGAGCAGGUUACUUUUAUACAGUCAAUGGGGAAUGAGAAGGCAAAUAGUUAUUGGGAGGCGGAGCUACCACCAAAUUAUGACAGAGUUGGGAUUGAGAAUUUUAUUCGUGCAAAAUAUGAAGACAAGAGAUGGGUUCCUAAGGAUGGCAAACCAAGAUCACCAUCUCAAGUACAGGAGGAAAAACCUUCUUUGCAUGGGCAGAGGCUUGUGGAAAGAAGUGGAUCAGGGUAUUCAGGCCAUUCUGAAAAUUUGUUCGAUGGAAGGAAGAGAGUUCAAACUCCUAGUGCGAAAGAGAGUAUACCUGCCUCGAGAGUUAGUCUUCCUGUUCCUCCGAGAGGACCUGAACAAGUUGCUCCAGCCCCCAACCCACGCCAGGAGCAAAAACCUGAACCAGUUGUACAGCAAGCUGAAGCAACAAAACAGACUACAAAUGAUGCCCCAGCUGUCUCUCCUCCAAAAGUUGAUUAUGCCACUGAUCUUUUUAACAUGUUAUCGUUUGAUGGUCCCUCUGAUAAUGGGUUAGCAGCAGUUUCUACAGAUGAUAGUGCAUGGGCUGGCUUCCAGUCUGCUGAAGAAGCAUCAUCAGCAGAGAAACCUGGUCCAGCAAAACCAGCUGAAGCCAUUCCCCAAUCCACUUCUGGAAUUGAGGAUCUUUUCAAAGAUACAACUACAGCUUCACCUUCUUUAGUUCCUGAAAAACCCGUGAAAGAUGUUAAAACUGAUAUAAUGAGUCUUUUUGAAAAGUCCAGUAUGGUCUCUCCAUUUGCUAUGCAUCAACAGCAACUUGCCAUGCUAGCUCAGCAACAAUCACUUCUCAUGGCUGCCGCAGCUAAAUCAACUGCUGGGGACCCAAAAUUUAGCAAUACUUCUCAUCAACAGCAACUUGCCCUGCUAGCUCAGCAACAAUCACUUCUCAUGGCUGCUGCAGCUAAGUCAGCUGCUGGGGACGCAAAAUUUAGCAAUGCCCAAACCUCUGUCCCCAAUGGUACCAAUGUUCCUCCUCAAAGUUGGCCAAAUGUUGCCUACCCGAUUCCUGGAUUGAUGAUGCAGAUAGGUGCCCAGGGUGGGCUGCAAGCUACAGUGCAGGCAAUGAACAGGGGGCUGGCAAAUCCAGUUGGGAGUUCUGUUCCAUAUCCAACAUCUAGCCUUUAUAGCCUCGGCCAAGUUUCUUCUGUGCCGGUCCCAGUGAAUGGUGUGACCCCCACAGCAAAAAAUAAACCUCAAUCGACAGCAUCGGUAUCAUCGGCUACUCCUUCGCAGUCGGGAAAAGAGUACGAUUUCUCCUCUUUAACCCAAGGUAUGUUUUCAAAACAUUAAACUGGUGUUGGAAUGAGAGGAUGAUGCUGGGAUUAUUUGAUGGUAUACCAAGAAAGCUAAAUCGCAGAAAGAUAGCAGUGUCCAAUUUUUCCACCUGUACUGGGGAUUGUAACCUAUUACUUGUAGAGGCAGUCUCAGUUUUCAUAAUUUUAUAUUGUUCUUUUUUUCGAGUGAUUUCUUUAUUUGUAUGAUGAGUAGCUAUGACUUGACCAAUAAAGAAGGGAUUAGAUUAAUAUGAUUUAUCAUCUAUACCAUUUUGUAGUUGCUUUA